Molecule: messenger RNA, 411 nt
Organism: Laccaria bicolor S238N-H82
Lineage: Eukaryota; Fungi; Basidiomycota; Agaricomycetes; Agaricales; Hydnangiaceae
Exons: 2
Coding region: 1-411 (136 amino acids)
Source: RefSeq, a predicted model, not a curated record
AUGGUGGGAUUAUUAGAGGUCAAGCUGCAGGCAAUAUUUACAACUUUGGUAAAUAUUUUAAUUUUGACUUCGAAAUUGAUAGAUGACAUUCAUGACUCAGGAGAUACUCUGGCCUCUGCUCCUGAGGCAGAUUCUAUCAUACCUGAUGGCCGCAUUGUCCUGUCUAUUGUUGAUCGACCACCUCGCAGUCUGACCAUUGGUGAAACAGAUUCAGUCAUCAAAAUUCCAACUCCUUGCUACCCUACAAUGGGACUUCUUUUGAAGCACAUGAGUCAUUCAUAUUCACCAGUCGAAAAGCAAAAUAAACGACUCUAUGUUUUUGACAAGCAGGAAUGGAUUAUGCUUGGUCGUUAUCGGCAGUUGAAGACAAUACUGAUAGCUACUGGAAACAAGAAGAAAAUGAGAUGUUGA